CAAACCGGCCGCGGUUCCAGCACAAACGCCGUGUAGCCCAUGUAAUUGCAUGACGUAGCCACUCGAGAUCCUUUGGACUUUCGGCGCUCGCGCCGUCCCUCGUCAUCCACCCGCGACCCUACAACACUUGUUGGACUUUCAGCCCAUUUUGCGUGGCAGAAGCGCAUCGCCAGCGACCCCUCGCCAUGGCAUCGGCCAUCUUCUUCCUCGACCUCAAGGGCAAGACCCUUCUUGCCCGUAAUUACCGCGGCGAUAUUCCCAUGUCAGCUGUCGAAAAGUUCCCCAUCCUCCUCAGCGAAGCCGAAGAAGAGUCGUCAGCGGUCCCCCCUUGUUUCUCUCACGAGGGCAUUAAUUAUCUGUACAUAAGGCACAACAAUCUUUACCUGCUUGCCCUGACGAAACGAAAUACCAAUGCCGCCGAGAUCCUACUUUUCCUGCACAAGAUUGUCGAGGUUUUUACCGAGUACUUCAAGGCGCUCGAGGAGGAAUCCAUUCGCGACAACUUUGUCAUCAUCUACGAGCUUCUCGAUGAGAUGAUGGAUUUUGGCUACCCGCAAACCACCGAGUCCAAGAUUCUGCAAGAAUACAUCACCCAGGAAUCGCACAAGCUCGAGAUUCAAGCCCGCCCGCCCAUCGCCGUCACCAAUGCCGUGUCAUGGCGUUCUGAGGGCAUCCGCUACCGCAAGAAUGAAGUGUUCCUUGACGUCAUUGAGUCCCUCAAUUUGCUGGUAUCUGCCAACGGCAAUGUACUGCGGUCCGAGAUCCUAGGCGCCAUCAAGAUGAAGUGCUAUCUCUCAGGGAUGCCCGAGCUGCGUCUCGGCCUCAACGACAAGGUCAUGUUUGAAACCACGGGGCGGACGACGCGGGGCAAGGCCAUCGAAAUGGAGGACGUCAAGUUUCACCAGUGCGUACGCCUGUCCCGCUUCGAGAACGACCGCACCAUUAGCUUCAUCCCGCCCGACGGCGAGUUUGAGCUCAUGUCAUACCGCCUUAAUACGCAGGUCAAGCCCCUGAUCUGGGUCGAGUGCGUGGUCGAGUCGCACAGCGGGUCUCGCAUCGAGUACAUGCUCAAGGCCAGGGCCCAGUUCAAGCGCCGCAGCACAGCCAACAAUGUCGAGAUCAUCGUGCCCGUCCCCGACGACGCCGACACGCCGCGCUUCCGGACCAGCGUGGGGUCGGUCCACUAUGCCCCCGAGCAGAGCGCCAUCGUCUGGAAGAUCAAGCAGUUUGGGGGUGGUAAGGAGUUUCUGAUGCGCGCCGAGCUGGGCCUCCCCAGCGUCCGAGGUGAUGACGAGCACGGGGGAGGCAUGACCGGCGGCUUUGGGGGCAGCAUGGGCGGUGUCGGCGCCCCUGGCAAGGGGGCCAAGAGACCGAUUCAGGUCAAGUUUGAGAUACCCUAUUUCACCACGAGCGGAAUCCAGGUGCGGUAUCUGAAGAUCACAGAGCCAAAGCUCCAAUACCCUUCCUUACCAUGGGUUCGCUAUAUCACACAGUCUGGGGAUAUCGCAGUGAGGUUACCAGAUGCGGUAUGACGCGAGAUUGGAAGCCCAGGCAGUAUCCGUCCUGCCCGGCAAGCUCAUCACGUAUCCAUUGAAGAAGGC
This is a messenger RNA of Canariomyces notabilis, 1601 nucleotides long. RefSeq names its product putative clathrin assembly protein AP47. Gene Ontology annotation, biological process: intracellular protein transport; vesicle-mediated transport. Lineage: Eukaryota; Fungi; Ascomycota; Sordariomycetes; Sordariales; Chaetomiaceae. Gene Ontology annotation, molecular function: clathrin-cargo adaptor activity. The record is from RefSeq and is a predicted model, not a curated record. Gene Ontology annotation, cellular component: clathrin adaptor complex; clathrin-coated vesicle. Bases 186 to 1532 code for a protein of 448 amino acids. The transcript is spliced from 3 exons.